Saccostrea cuccullata (small rock oyster) is the source of this 4820-nucleotide messenger RNA. RefSeq names its product leucine-rich repeat and coiled-coil domain-containing protein 1-like. Bases 86 to 3151 code for a protein of 1021 amino acids. The record is from RefSeq and is a predicted model, not a curated record. Gene Ontology annotation, molecular function: protein binding. The transcript is spliced from 25 exons. Lineage: Eukaryota; Metazoa; Mollusca; Bivalvia; Ostreida; Ostreidae.
ACUGUAUUAACAGUUUUUAUAAUCUUUCUUUUUCCAGGUGAUGAUAGUUCCAUAAUGAGCUAGUAAUUGAUUUUUACUCAUCAGAAUGAACAAUAUUGACUUUAACGGACCUGAGCUCUGUUUGAUUGAUUCGGGCAUUAAGUCUCUCCAGAAAGUCCCCCUGAAGCCUCAGCUCCAGGUCCUUAAUCUACACAGCAACUUCAUCCACAGAAUAGAAAACCUUCUUCAUCUAAAGAAUCUAAAACACCUGGAUUUGUCCGCAAAUCAGAUCAGUGAAAUAGAAGGAAUUGAGAAUCUCAGAAACCUGAGAACAAUUAACUUGUCCUGUAAUCUUUUACGUGAUGUAAAGGGACUUGCUGGACUGAGGUCCCUUGUGAAGAUAAACCUGAGUUAUAACCAGAUCAGUGACAUUUCUGGAUUUAAAUCUUUACAUGGAGCUGAGUAUAAGCUGUCACAUAUAGAGCUCCACGGAAACAAGCUUGCUUCCCUCCAGCAUGUCAUCAAGUCCCUCAUUGGCUGCUCAAACUUACGACAGUUAACACUAAACGUGGACGGCUCUACAAACCCUCUAUGUUCAGAUCUUGAUCAGUACAGAUCCAGGUUAUUAUCUGCCCUUACCCAGUUAGAAGCCCUCGAUGGAGUAAAUCGACACGGGGGCGCUGUUAGCAGCUUUGAUGUCUUAUCAGAUAUUCCAGGCCUGGAGGACUACAUGGAUUUCCUUGUCUCUCAAUCUUCAUCAUCUGUGUCUGAAAGCAAAUCUAUGGAUGUCAUUACUCCUAAGAUUGAUGAAGCUUUGGAGAAAUUCAAACAGAGGAAAUCGGGGAAUAUAUCUACCACAGACAUGAGUGUGGCAAUGUCUGAUGCUGACACAAGUACUGGACUCUCUAUACAGAGUAGACAGUCAGUGGUGGAUCAGGAGGCCAGGCUAGGAUUCCUAGAACUACAACUCGCACAGCUGAUCCAGGGGUCAAAGGUGACAGAAGACAGGAAAACACCUGUGACAGUACACGUAGCCAAGAGAGAUGUAGAUACAACAGAUGAAAGUGACAACGACUCUCUCCAACAAAGGAGUAAAUCUCCCGGAAAUCGUAAAGCAAGGAAAUCCAGGAUUCCGAGUUAUCGUAAAAGUACAGUGGCUUCACGAUCUCGUAAAGAAGCAAACAGUCCAAGCCGAGAAACAAGCAGUCAAAGUCCAGCAGUUAACAGUGAAGAUACAGCAGAGAAUUCAACCAAGUGUGACAAAGGGAAAACCCAGAAAUGUCCCUCAGCUGUUAUGGUCACUGAAGCGAGGAUGAGGGAUGAUAUCAAGUCCACCUAUGUUCAACUAAUGAAAGAGUUAGAAUCAGAAAGAGAGAGGAGAUGGAAAGCUGAGCAGGCUAGCAAGAAAUUACUGAACCAUAUACAGACUUUACAGGGAAAAGCUAAGGAAGGGGAUGAACUCAAGGAUACAGCUAUCGAGGCCACGUCUCGCCUCAAACAAGCUCUGAUGAAUGAGAGAGAGGCCAAGCUGAGACUUCAGAAUGACGUCGAGAAACUUAAAGAACACAUUCAUGAGCUAAACAGGCAGCUGAAAAUUGCCAAGGAGACGGAGGAAAGUCUGAAAGGAAGUCUGAGGGCACUAGAAGAAGUUACAGCUAAAAUGGAGAGAGAUAAGCUACAGCAACAGACCCACGAGCAAAAGAAGGCCCAGGAUGCUCAGAUGAAAGCAGCGGCGUUGUCACGGGAACUCGAGCUGACCAAGGCCACAGCCGAGAAACAAAAAGGACAGAUCUCACAGCUUCAGGAACUGUUGGCAAAUCGGGAGCAACAACACAGGGAUGAGAUGAAGAAGAGAUACAGUUUGGACAGUAAGGAGUUACAGGAAGUGAUCUCAGACCAUGUGAAGAAGGCGGAAAAGAACUACAGCCUGGAGGUCAAAUCACAAAAUGAUAAGGUAGAUCUUUUGACUAAGCAGUACGCUGACUUGGAGGAUGAAUUCAGAAUGGCUCUUCAGAUUGAGGCAAAUAGAUUUAAGGAGCUUCAGCAUGCAUUCCAGACCAUCAGUGAAGAGAAUGCUGAAAACAAGCAGGCUUUGUUAGCAGCUCAGCAGAAAGAUGAAACAUCAGCAGCCAUGAUAAGUGAGCUCUCACAGCUUGUCAAGGAGCAGAAAGGUAGAAUAGCAGAGUUAUCUAAAUCCAAACAGGAGCAGGCGGUGGAAUACAGGGACAGGAUUCAGAUGCUGGAAGCUCAUGUAGAAGAAGCUAGAAAAAGAAUGUUACAGCUCGAGCUCCUUAAACAAGACAAGACUAAGCUCUUAGCUCAGGUCGAGGCCCAGGAGUCCGUUAUUUGUGGUCUGAGGGCCGAGAGGAAGUUGUGGGGCCAGGAACUAGCACAACAAGGUUCUUCCCUAGCCCAGGACAGAGGGAGACUGGAAUCUAAGAUUGAGGCCCUCAACUCAGAGGUCACAAUCCUCAAGAAAAACCUGGAGAGGGAGACUGAUGCCUUGAAGAUAAAAACCAAAAUGUUGGAGGAUCAGACGGAGACCAUCAGGAAACUGAAGGAGGCUGUUAUGGAGAGAGAUGAGGAGAUAAAGAGAACUCGUGAAGAAGCCCUGAAAACACAGAGGAAUCUAGAGGAACAACUGUCAGAGGAAAGGGCAACCAUGCAGGAAAAUCAGGAAACUUUGGAGAGAUUAAGGGAACGUAAGCAAGAGCUUAAACAAGAAACACUGGAUCUGAAAGCAGAACUGGAGGAUUCAAAAAAGGCUCACAGCAUUCUUAACAAUAAAUGGAAGGAGAAGUCUCAGCUGAUUGGUCAGUUGGAGAAACAGGUGACUGAGAUGAGGGACAACUGGGAAAGCAAGGAGAGAAAGCUCACAGAGGAGAGGGACAAGGCAAUACAGGCCGCCAAUAUUGCCAUAGAGAAACUAAAGACAGUGGAUGAUGCCUUCAGACAUCAGCUGGAGAGUAAAGAAAUGAAACACAGAGAGGAUAUGGCUCAACUAGAGGAGGAAAAACAGAUGGAACUAGAACAGGCCAAUCAAAGGAUUGCAGCAGUUGAGGAUGAAAUGAGGGAACUUCUCCAAGAAACGCAGGCCAAUAAAAAAGCAAUGGAGGACAGGGUGAAACGACUCACCAGAGCCAUGGCGGAGCUCCAAUCAGAUCUGAUUUAAACUCGACUACCAUUACAGAACUCAGGACUGAGCAUAGCUGUCAGACCUGAUUUAAACUCGACUACCAUUACAGAAUUUAGCACUGAGCACAGCUAACAGAUCUGAUUUAAACUCGACUACCAUUACAGAAUUUAGAACUGAGCACAGCUACAGAUCUGAUUUAAACUCGACUACCAUUACAGAAUUUAGCACUGAGCACAGCUAACAGAUCUGAUUUCAACUCAGUAACCAUUUCAGAACUCAGGACUGUGCUCAACCAUGGCAGAGCUCCUAACAGAUCUGAACUCGAUACCCAUGACAAACUCAUGACUGAGUACAGCCAGUCAGAUCUGAUUUAAACUCGAUACCAAUUAUUCAACUCACCAGAGGGAUGACUGAACUCCAGUCAGACCUAAUAUAAAUGUGAUAACUAUUACAGAACUCAACACCAACCAGAUCUGAUUUAAACUGGCUAGUUCUAACAUGACUUGCUGUCCAUACUGGAGUCUAGUCAAACUUAUUUCAUCCAUGAAGUUCAAGUGCCACUCAUUCACAAGUUGGACUUAUUUUUAACUUGUUAGUUUAGCCUACAACUGGUGGUAACCCAUAAUGCAGCGCUUAUAAAAUUUGUUGCCAUUUGAUGCCUUGGCCAGCUGAAGCUGCAGACAUGGUUCAUUGUAGUUUGCAUUGGGUUGCUGGUUCACCAUUGCUCACUGGAACUGUGGCUAGAUAUGAUUUAAACUUAAUGAUUAUGAAAUUAAAUACAUGUAGUUCUAGUCCUAUGUUUACCAGGGGAAUGAAAAGUGUUUAAGGUUUGUCUGGAUCAUAAGUGAAUGAUGUACAGAUUGUAGAAGUUCUCAAUGUUUUAUGUGUUUAUUUUGAUUUAUAACCUAUUCAUAAUUGUGUAUAAAUUCAAACUAUAACAUAGGUCACAGAAUGUAUGAAUUUAUGACAUUUGACCUGUUGACCUUAAAAUGGAUAAGAUUCUUCUUGACACCAUAGAGAGUUUGAUAUUAAUCUUUAUUAAUGAAAGAUCAAAUAAACUAAAGUUAUCAUUCGGAAUUUCAUUGCAAAAGCUCCGAAUCCUUUAAAGAUAUUGCACGGAAAUGAAGUGUUACUGAAUGCAUUGAUAUGACCUUUUACAUCAAAAUCAAUAGUCUUCUCAAGGCCAUAGGGAAUUGUGAUGUAAGUUGUGAUGUAAAAUUCCAUUGCAGAAGCUGACAGUCUUCUUCCAAAAACAAAAGUAUUACACACAGACAGACCCUAAUUAACAUCCCCCUGAAAGGGGGGUCAAGUAAGAGGUAUUAUGAAAUGUUGGAGGGGGGGGGGGGUAAGUAUGCAUUAAUGCUGAUUUUGAUGAACAAUAAUUCAAAGGUACAAUAAAUUUGAGAAAGAAGAAAAGGGGUGAAUUUUAAAGAAAGAUUUUGUGUGUUUUAUUAAGAGGUAGAAAUGGUCAGUCUUGUGUUUGUCUUAAGAACUUUACAUUAACAAUUUUAUUGCAUUCAAUAUUAAGUUAUGAAUAUUAUAUAAUUAUGUAUAUAUAAUGUAGUGUUAGAAGAAUGCAUAUCUUCCAACUGAUGCUUGUGUGAUGUGUACUAUUUAUUGGAGAAUCAAGUGUUUGUUUCCACAUGACACAAAGGUUUAUAAAAUUGUCAUGCGUAGAAAUUUUAAUAAAAGAGAUAUGUGAAUC